AUGGGGAACAGUAACAGCAUUGAAUUUUGUCCAACACAUGGGCGUCACUGUCUGGGGCCCCUGUCCUUCCAUAAAGGGGUAUUGGGGACCCAGGUGUGUCUGAGUCUGGGAGGUAGGCGUGUGGAGAGGAACAGGGAGACCUUCCAGAAUGGUCUGACCUUCAGCAGUCGUCCAGUCAGGGUCCAGGAGAAGAUACAUCUGCGGGUGGAGUUUUGUGACCAGCACUGGAAUGGAGCUUUGCGGGUGGGAUUCACCUCCAUACCCCCCUCCUCCUGUGGGCCACUCUUCCCCCCUGCCAUGGCCAUCCCUGACCUCACCACCACCGAGCGGUACUGGGCAUCCCCCGUGCCCUCCAGCCUCAACAUGCCAGGGGCAGAGCUCCGCUUCUGGGUGACCCCUAAAGGGGUGCUGGUGUACGAGGGGCCAAAUCGUGUGAGGUACCUGCUCCUGAAGGGGGUGGAUGUGAGAAGCCCCCUCUGGGCUAUUAUAGAUGUCUACGGGCAGACCAGAGCUGUGCUCUUAUUGGGAUCAAAAAAAAAAAGAUGCAAUACGCGGAGGUCCUGCCCUGUCCCUCCUCCUCCCUCUGUGUCUUAUGAGGACAGCUGCAUGUGUGUGAACAAGGGUCAUCCCUGUUGCACCUCUCAGGGCAACAACCUCCCCACUGACCCUAUCAUUACCACACAGAUGGACUCCUCUGCAGUGCGCGUCACCGCCGAGUUCGGAAUCUGCCCGCUGUGUCGCCUGUCAAUCAGAUAG
Salvelinus sp. IW2-2015 is the source of this 756-nucleotide messenger RNA. NCBI's taxonomy places the organism in Eukaryota, Metazoa, Chordata, Actinopteri, Salmoniformes, Salmonidae. The record is from RefSeq and is a predicted model, not a curated record.